Cydia splendana is the source of this 726-nucleotide messenger RNA. RefSeq lists its product as uncharacterized. The record is from RefSeq and is a predicted model, not a curated record. The transcript has 6 exons. Bases 32 to 649 code for a protein of 205 amino acids. Lineage: Eukaryota; Metazoa; Arthropoda; Insecta; Lepidoptera; Tortricidae.
GUGUGUUGUAUAAAGCGAACACCACAACAAGAUGGUGCACAGAGGCGACGACAUAUUCUCCUGCUUCACGUGCAUCGUAGAUGCCAUGCAUUGCUUGGUACUAAGUUCCAGGAUGUGUAACAAAGGUAAAUGCCUCCACUGCAUUCCCGUCGAGAACGGCUGCCUCGUUCUAGCUGUCAUAAGUGCGAUUGGCACUGGGCUGGUGCUGCUGGCGACCAUCAUUCUGGGCAUCCUGGCCGCUUCAGGCCUCAUCAUGGCGUCGCAUCUACCUGACCCUGACCCAGAGUCCCGUGAAUUCACUCAAGCGGUCGUGGGCGUAGCUGGGAUCGCCCUUGGUGUGGUGCUCACUAUUGUGGGAGUGGCCUCUCUCAUCGCUUUCAUCUUUUCUGUGCUGCUUUGCAAUGGAAUCUGUAAGCGCCGGCCGGGACAAGUGAAGGCCUACUUCAUAUACGGUGUCGUGAUCACAAUACUCACAAUCAUCGCCUCGAUUGCUCAAAUGGUAAACGAAUACGACCCUGCUCCUGGCAUCGGCGGCUUAGUUGGUUGUGCGAUCUACAGUGCAUUUCUGGUGCUGGUGCACGAGACGUACAACAAGCUGCGCGCGGGCGCAGUAUUCAAGGACCACAUCCGUCUGGUAGAAGAUUACUAACACCACUCUUUCGGGUUAUCACUUGGUCACACGGACAGAACAAUUGUCACUUCUGAACCCAAAAGUUAACUGUUUGA